Molecule: messenger RNA, 1392 nt
Organism: Musa acuminata subsp. malaccensis (wild Malaysian banana)
Lineage: Eukaryota; Viridiplantae; Streptophyta; Magnoliopsida; Zingiberales; Musaceae
Product: transcription factor VIP1
Biological process (GO): regulation of DNA-templated transcription
Cellular component (GO): nucleus
Molecular function (GO): DNA-binding transcription factor activity
Source: RefSeq, a predicted model, not a curated record
GCGGGACGGUAGGAUGGUGUUCUCGUCCUUCUAGUAAGGUUUUAACUCGUUGCUUUAUUUCUCACUGCUUGGUGCGGCUGUGCUCCGAGUAGAAUCCACCGUCACGAUUCCGCCACCCGCCUUUUGCCGGGCAACCUUCGCCGUCCAACCGACGCUGGGAACCGCGAUGGACCCCGCCGGCGCGCUGCCGCCGAUGAACCCCCGCUUCGGGCAGAUCCCCUUCCCCACACCCCGUGGGGGCGGAGGAGGCGGCGCCUCCCACCACCGACGGGCCCUAUCCGAGACCUUCGUCCGCCUCCCCGACGACCUCCUCUUCGACUCCGACCCCGACUUCGAGAUCCCCGACAUCGACUUUUCUUCGCUCUCCGACGAUAACUUCUCCGGCGAUAACGGAGCGCCGAUCGCGGCGGAGCCCGCGAGGGCGGCAACGUCGGCUGCGGUUGCAGCUGCGGGCACGGGGAGACCCGUCCCCGGGGCCCACCUCAGGAGCCUGUCUGUGGAUGCCGCGUUCUUCGAGGGGCUGUCGUUCCAGGACGCGGUGCCGGAGGGGAGGGGGCACCACCGGAGAAGCGGGUCGAUGGACGGGCCGACCUCUUCGUUGAAGGGUGAGUCGGCGCCGCCGCUGUCGGAUUUCGCCAAGAAGACGAUGCCGUCUGAGAAACUCGCCGAGCUGGCCCUGAUCGAUCCCAAGCGUGCAAAAAGGAUUCUUGCAAAUAGGCAAUCCGCUGCUCGUUCCAAGGAGAGGAAGAUCCACUAUACAAGCGAACUUGAGCGGAAAGUUGAGACACUCCAAACAGAGGCAACCUCUCUAUCAGCGCAGCUUACACUUCUGCAGAAAGAUGGUACUGGUUUGACAGCUGAGAACAGGGAACUCAAGUUGCGAUUGCAGGCUAUGGAACAACAAGCUAAACUUCGUGAGGCACUCAGUGAAACUUUACGAGAAGAAGUCGAGCGGCUUAAGAAAGCAACGCGACAACUUUCAAGCGUAAAUCAAUACCCUGACAACAUUCUGAUUCAGCAGAGCGUACAAAACUACUACACUCACCAUCAGCAGCUGCCUCACCCAAGUAAUCAGGCUCAACAUCUCCGCUCUUCUCCGGCACAAGAUUCAUCAGACGAUAAAUCAUGCUUAAGUGAUCCAAUGGACUUCAUGUGACAAAUGGAUCGGUCAUAAGUUCAUUUGCGAAUGCUUUUCCGCAAAGGUAAAUUAUAUAGUUCGUUUGUACUCUUUGUAUCUUCAUGUACUUUGGGUAACCUGUUGUUCAUCUCGUAAUCGUGUGUUGUAAAGUCAUCAACUCAUGAAAGGAUGCAUAAAUCAGAUGUAUGAAAGCAACUUGUACCUUUUUUAUGUUAGAGUAUUGGAAAUGAUAAAUUUCAUCAAGAUUUCAUGUG